This is a messenger RNA of Quercus lobata, 1432 nucleotides long. RefSeq names its product RNA-binding (RRM/RBD/RNP motifs) family protein. The transcript has 9 exons. The coding region runs from base 134 to 1180 and encodes 348 amino acids. NCBI's taxonomy places the organism in Eukaryota, Viridiplantae, Streptophyta, Magnoliopsida, Fagales, Fagaceae. Gene Ontology annotation, molecular function: RNA binding. The record is from RefSeq and is a predicted model, not a curated record. Gene Ontology annotation, cellular component: nucleus; mitochondrion.
AAAAAAAACAAACAAAGCAAAACAAAAUGUUUAGUCCAAAUUCCAAAAUUUUCUAAAAUUUUGCUUGUGACUCAUCAAACCUGAGAAAUUUAACCUUUUUAAUUUGCUAACAAGUAACAACAACGCCAUAGAAAUGACGAUUGACGAUGAGAGCUCAAUAUACGUGGGAGGACUCCCCUACGAUGCCACCAAGGACAGCAUCCACAGAGUCUUCGAGCUUUACGGUGCCAUCCUUGACGUUAAGAUUAUUAAUGAUCAUAGUACUAAAGGAAAAUGCUAUGGUUUUGUUACUUUCGUAAAUCCUCGAGCAGCAAAUGAUGCCAUCAAUGACAUGAAUGGCAGGACUAUUGAUGGGCGAGUUGUUAGAGUGAAUGGAGUAAGGACUAGAGGUGGAAGAUCCAACUUUGGUAGAGAAAACUUUCGACAUAAUGUUGAGAGGGGCACUGACUUGGAUAGAGGUAGAGAUCGAGAAAGGGGUCAUGAUCAUGAUAGGGAUCGGUAUCAGGAUCGAAAUGGUGAUUGGUCUAGAGAGCGUGAUAGAUCUCGUGACCGUGAGCUGGAGAGAGAAAGAGGACAUGACCAUUCACAUGGUCAUGAUCGAGCUAGAGACCUGUUCCUUUCAAGGGAUCGAGAUCAAGAUAGAGAUAUGGUAGAUAACGAACACAGCAGGAACCACGACCUGGGGUGGGAAAGAGACCAUGAUUUGGAUUUGGGACAAGGGAGGGAGUGGGACAGGACAAAUGGUCAUGAUAAAAGUGUUGACAAUGAUAGAGAUCAACAGCCAAAGAGACAGAACGGCAGUUUUGGUAUUAAUGACAGACGUGGAAGGCAACUUUCAUCUGAAGCAAGUGAUGAUUACAACAAUCAGGUAAAAGAAGAACUGGAGAGAUCAACUCAGAGGUUUGAUGAACUUACAAAGGAGAUUCCUCAGAUCGAAGAGAGGUUAGUAGAGAAACAGAAUCUUGUGUUGGAUUUACAGAAAAAAUCAAAGAAACUGGAGGAUGCAUUGAUUGCUUCAAAGAAGCACACUUCAUACCGUCAGGUGCAGUUGACCAAGCUUUAUAAAUGUUUUCUGCAAGUGAAAGAUUGCUCUGACAGACUUAAAAGCUGUGAAGAAGAACUCCAGACUCUUGUUGAUACGGCAAUGUUAGAAAAUGAUGUUGGUGAUGAUGUUGGCUGAAGGGAUAUGGGGUCCUAGCAAUUGGAAAUGCAUGAUGUCCUGUUUAAGUUUCAGCACAGAUCCGUGACACCUUUUAUCUUUUAGGGUUAGCAUGUAGCUUUUGCCACUUGGUAUAGAUUUGUGUGGAUCUAUCUAGGCCUAUGUACAUGUUAAUUUCAAAUCAACUGGAGAAGAUAUCUUGUACUAACAUAUGAUGUUCAGACUAUCAAUUUCCCUUAUUAUCAAGGUUUCUAGUUUUCUGUGUUUUUUCUA